GAUCUUAUGAAAGUCAAAAAACUCCACCUGUCCAAUCCAUGCAAGAUAGUGAACCUGAUCUUUCUACAUAUAGUAAUGAUAUUCGCGGAUUUCGUGCCAUUCAACCAAAAACAAGUACUACCAAAGUCCUUUCUCGUAAGGAAAGAUGGUCGGACGAAGAGGAUUGGGAACCGGUUUCAAAAAAACGUGUAUUAAAAGCGAAGGGAUAUAAUAAUAUUGAACAAAGGUCUAUUGUUCCACAAAAGAACAAUGCAUUCCAAACAGCAAAAUCAUUAUAUCUCGAUCAAUCGAAUGCUGAAUUUGAUCCUUACGCAGAAGAUGAAAGUCCAGGUAAAUGGUCCGAUGAAGAGGAUUGGGAUCCUACAAUAAAACAACAAAUUAUUGAAGCGAAAAAGCAUCAUGAUCCACAUCAUCUUAAUACAAUACCACAAGUUUCGUCUACUGAUGAUAUUGAACUGACGGAAGAACAGACUCAUGUAUUGGAUCUUGUAUUGAAAAGCCGGGAGAACGUAUUUUAUACUGGUUCAGCAGGAACUGGUAAAUCCAUUCUACUUAAAAAAAUAAUUAAUGAAGUUAAAAAAUUAUAUGGUCCGGAAAAUGUUGCAGUGACUGCGCCAACAGGCAUUGCUGCAAUAAAUGUUGGUGGCAUGACGAUUCAUUCUUUUUCGGGGAUCGGAACUGGUGAUGAUAAAGCUGAAAAUUUAUUGAAAAAAAUUAAAAGACGAUCAUUGAUCCGAGAUAGAUGGAAGAGUAUAAAAGUUCUAGUCAUCGAUGAGAUAUCAAUGUUAGAUGGAAUCCUUUUUGAUAAGUUAGAGUAUAUUGCAAGAGAAAUACGUCGCAAUCAAAAACCCUUUGGUGAUAUUCAGAUUAUAAUAACGGGUGACUUUUAUCAACUUCCUCCGGUAUCGAAAACUGGUGAAUGCAAGUUUUGCUUCCAAGUUGAUUCUUGGCAACGAGUUGUUAAGCAUUCACUACAAUUGACGAGAAUCUUUCGUCAAAGGGAUGACGAGUUGAUUAGUAUGUUGAAUGAAAUGAGACACGGUGGAAAUCUGUCAAGUCAAUCCAUGGCUCUUAUUAAAAGACUGCAAAUAGCUCCGAAAUAUCCUCCUGAUGGAAUUCUGCCCACUGAACUAUAUGCUCGUAAUGACUCUGUCAAUCGAGCCAAUCAAUCGCAUCUCGCCAGAAUCACACAUAAAGCUCAAAAAUAUAUAGCCGAAGAUUAUGCAUUGCAAAACGACUCAGUACAACUACAAACCUUGAGAAAGAGUUGCCUAGCGUACGACACAUUAGAAAUAAAGCGCGAUGCUCAGGUUAUGCUUAUAAAGAAUCUAACCAAAGACUUGGUAAAUGGAAGUCGUGGGAUUGUAAUCGGGUUUUAUGAUGUGCAGAAGAAUUCAUAUUAUUAUAACGGGGAAGAAGAGAAUUUGCCUCCACAUACAGAACUGUAUCCAAUUGUGCGAUUUACCAAUGCAAUCGAAAAGGUAAUUUAUAAAGAAGCAUGGACACUAGAGGGUGUAGGAGGAAUCGAAUUGGCUAGGAGAACACAGAUCCCCUUGGUACUUGCGUGGGCCAUCAGUAUCCACAAAAGCCAAGGGCAGACUUUGGAGAGGGUUAAAGUCGAUUUGGGUCGGGUCUUUGAAAAAGGCCAGGCCUAUGUCGCUUUAUCUCGGGCCACUUCUGCCGAUUCACUACAAGUACUAAACUUCCGUCAAGAUCUAGUAAUGGCGCAUAAAAAGGUCGCGGAAUAUUACACUUCUUUAACAUCGCUUGUAUGA
Messenger RNA from Ambispora leptoticha, 1775 nucleotides. The record is from the annotation of a GenBank genome assembly. NCBI's taxonomy places the organism in Eukaryota, Fungi, Glomeromycota, Glomeromycetes, Archaeosporales, Ambisporaceae.